Molecule: messenger RNA, 1920 nt
Organism: Aureobasidium uvarum
Lineage: Eukaryota; Fungi; Ascomycota; Dothideomycetes; Dothideales; Saccotheciaceae
Source: the annotation of a GenBank genome assembly
AUGGAAGAAGCAGGAAACAAAUCCGACCCCCAAAAUGACUACGACCUCUCCAAACCCCUCACAGCAACAACCGGCCUCCGACAAGGCCUCACCUCCUACGGCGACGCCCACUUCUCCCUCUUCCUCCGAAAAGUAUUCAUCAAAGCCGCUGGAUAUGGCGAAGACGCACUCUCGCGCCCCAUCAUCGGCAUCAUAAACACUUAUUCGGCAUUCAAUCCUUGUCACGCCAAUAUACCUCAAUUGCUUGAAGCUGUAAAACGGGGUGUGCAUCUACAUGGCGGUCUUGCGAUCGAGUUUCCCACCAUUAGUAUCCAUGAAUCUUUUGCUUCGCCCACAAGCAUGUUUUUGAGGAACUUGAUGGCUAUGGAUACGGAAGAGAUGAUCAAAGCACAACCUGUGGAUGCUGUAGUCGCUAUUGGUGGGUGUGAUAAAACUGUGCCUGCGCAAUUGAUGGGUGGCAUGUCGGCUAAUAAAGUUGUGUUGCCGUUGGUCACUGGGCCUAUGAUGCCGGGGAGUAGUAGGGGUGUUAGAGUUGGUGCGUGUACGGAUUGUAGGAGUCAAUGGGCGGCGUAUAGGGCCGGAGAGAUUGAUAUGGAGGAUAUUGCUGUGGUGAACGAGGAGCUUGCUCCUACGGUGAGUUGUUUGCUUCUUGUUCUCUUGCUUUUGAGGUAUCUGCUAAUGGUUAUAGNNGGAGGUACUUGUGGUGUUAUGGGGACUGCGAGUACGAUGGCAUGUGUGACUGUUGCCUUGGGUCUCAUGCCUUUUGAGGGUGCAUCUGCAGCAGCUGUUUCUUCGGCACGCUUGAGGAUAGCUGAGCAGACGGGUGCGAAUGCAAUUGCAGCAGCUGCUGCCCAAAGGCUUCCUCAAUCGAUACUUACAAAGGAGUCGUUUCUCAACGCCAUCACUGUUCUUCAGGCGAUUGGAGGAUCAACCAACGCUGUUGUACAUUUGAUGGCUAUUGUGAAUCGCCAUCCUGAUGUUGCUGGCUCGAUCACGCUGGAGACUUUUGAUGAGAUUGGCAGAGGGACGCCACUUCUUGUUGACCUCAAGCCAAGUGGUGACAACUACGUAUGUGGAAAGCCUGGUAAUAUCUUGUGCAAAGCUGACAGCACACAGAUGACUGAUUUCCAUAAUGCUGGUGGUAUGCUUGCUUUGUUGCAUACACUCAAGCCACUACUACAUCUGGAAGCGAAAACGAUCAAUGGCAAGAACUUGGGAGAGGAACUCGAGGCCAGGCCAUUCAAAUUGUUCAAGUACUCAAGCGAGCUGAUACGACCACUUUCGAAUCCCAUCUAUCCAAAAUCCGCACUCGUGGUGUUACGAGGAAACCUCGCUCCUAGGGGAGCAGUGCUGAAAGCAGCAGCGUCAAAAGAAAGAGGUCUUCUCAGUCACAUGGGUCCUGCCGUGGUCUUCAAGAAUACAGCCGACAUGGCUCAACGCAUAGACGACCCAAACCUACCGGUGACCAAAGACUCAGUGCUGGUUCUACAAGGCGUGGGACCGAUCGGUAAUCCCGGUAUGCCAGAAGCCGGCGUCAUCCCCAUCCCUCGCAAACUCGGAGCUCAGGGCGUCAAAGACAUGUUGCGGAUAUCUGAUGGACGCAUGUCAGGCACAGCUGGUGGCACAAUUGUUCUACAUAUAUCGCCAGAAUCUGCACUACCAGAUUCUGUAUUUGGCUGCGUGGAAGAUGGAGAUUUGAUCGAGUGCGAUGUCGAGAAGAGACUUCUGAGUCUGCAUGUGUCGGAUGAGGAAUUGGCGCAUCGCAUUGCUGUUCGGUCAGCAGCCAAACGAAAGGAAGAUCAUGGGACGAGGAGGAUUCGUGGGAUGCAGCGUGGAUAUCGGGGUUUAUACGAGCGAUGCGUGAACCAAGCAGAGGAGGGUGCUGACUUUGACUUUCUCACGGCAGCAGGACCUUCAUAG